AUGGAGGGCCUGGGCCGCUCGUGCUUGUGGCUGCGCCGGGAGCUGUCGCCGCCGCAGCCGCAGCUGCUGCUCCUGGACUGCCGCAGCCGCGAGAUGUACGAGUCGGCGCGCAUCGGCGGGGCGCUGAGCGUGGCCCUGCCCGCGCUGCUGCUGCGCCGCCUCCGCCGGGGCAGCCUGUCCGUGCGCGCGCUGCUGCCGGGGCCGCCGCUGCAGCCGCCGCCUCCCGCCCCGGUGCUGCUGUACGACCAGGGCGGGGGCCGCCACCGCCGCGGGGAUGCCGCCGAGGCCCAGGCCGAGGCCCAGGCUGAGGCCGAGGAGUGGGAGCCCGAGUCGGUGCUGGGCACUCUGCUCCAGAAGCUGCGGGAGGAAGGCUACCUGGCAUACUAUCUACAGGGUGGCUUCAGCAGAUUCCAGGCUGAGUGCCCUCAGCUGUGCGAAAGCAGCCUCAGCAGCCGUGGCGGAGCCAGCAUGGCCAUGGUGCCCAGUCCAGUGGUGGGGCUGGGCAACCUGUGCCUGGGCUCUGACUGCUCCGACGGGGAGUCUGAACCCGACCGAGACUCCAUGAGCUGCGGCCUGGAUUCCGAGGGUGCCACGCCCCCCCCAUCGGGGCUGAUACCAUCCUUCCCGGUCCAGAUCCUGCCCAACCUCUACCUGGGUUGUGCCCGAGAUUCGGCCAAUGUGGAGAGCCUGGCCAAGCUGGGCAUCCGCUACAUCCUCAAUGUCACCCCCAACCUCCCUAACCUCUUUGAGAAGAAUGGCGACUUUCACUACAAGCAGAUUCCCAUCUCGGACCACUGGAGCCAGAACUUGUCCCAGUUCUUUCCUGAGGCCAUUGCGUUCAUUGACGAAGCCUUGGGCCAGAACUGCGGGGUGCUUGUCCACUGCCUGGCGGGCGUCAGCCGCUCCGUCACCGUCACCGUGGCCUACCUCAUGCAGAAGCUCCACCUCUCCCUCAACGACGCCUACGACCUGGUUAAGCGCAAGAAGUCCAACAUCUCGCCCAACUUCAACUUCAUGGGGCAGCUGCUAGACUUCGAGCGCAGCCUGCGCCUGGAGGAGCGUCGCGCCCGCGGUCGGGGCAGCGGGGGGCAGGAGUCCGCCACCUCGGACCCGCCCUCCUUCUUCACCACCCCCACCAGCGAUGGGGUCUUUGAGCUCGACCCCACAUAA
Messenger RNA from Pipistrellus nathusii (Nathusius's pipistrelle), 1170 nucleotides. The record is from the annotation of a GenBank genome assembly. NCBI's taxonomy places the organism in Eukaryota, Metazoa, Chordata, Mammalia, Chiroptera, Vespertilionidae.